AUGGCUCUCCUUGACCACGAGCUUGCCCCUGUAGAGGCUUCCGAUGUGGCUGAGAUGGUCUCCGGACUGCAACAUAGCAUGGAUGAAAAGCGCGACUACGAAGCCGACGUGGAACUCACAAAGCGGGUUUCCAGCUCGAAUGUUUCUGCCAACGAAUACGAAGUUGACGAGAAGCUGUACAAUGAUAACGGCAAGGAAAAAGUGCUGGAGACUGCUGAGGACUUCAGUAGGGCUCUCGUGAGCAGCGAUGACGACCCUAAUUUGAUCAUCCACACGUUUCGCAUGUGGUUCACCGGCGUCGGUCUCGCCGUCUUCGGUGCUGUCCUCGGUAUGCUCUUUCAAUUCCGCCCACAGGUCAUCAGUGUCUCGGCUUUAUUCCUCCAGCUGCUCGCCUACAUGAUCGGGCGUCUGCUUGAAGUCGGGAUUCCUGGUCCCGGAACUCGCUUUAACAACGGUAACUGGUUUUGGAGGUUCAUGAACCCUGGACCGUUCAAUAUCAAGGAACACGUCGGUGCUCAGAUCCUCGCGAACACUGCUGCCACUGCCGCGCAGGCAUGCUUCGUGUUCGCCUCAGACGAUCUCUUCUACGGGAUCACAGUUAACCCGGGAAACGCGAUAUUCACCCUUCUGGCUUCCCAGUUAAUUGGCUAUGGAUUUGCAGGAAUGUUCCGUGCAUUCCUUGUGUAUCCGACGAUCAUGCUGUACCCGCAGAAUCUGAUUUACGUGAAUCUCUUUGAUGUGCUGCACCGAUCGAAGGGAGAGAUGCUCCAAGGCAAACGAUUCCGCUUCUUCUGGAUCAUGACUGCGGUGAUCUUUGUAUACGAGUGGUUCCCAGAGUGGAUCGCGCCGCUGCUUGGCUCGUUCAAUAUUGUUUGCUUAUGUGCAAGAAACUCCAACUGGGUGUCAUAUAUCUUUGGCGGGGCUGAGGGAAACGAGGGGAUGGGACUGAUGGGCUUCGGGCUGGAUUGGGCCAAUAUUACGAGCGCCCCGUUUUAUCAGCCGUUGCCGACGCAGAUAUCUACUUAUGUCGGUUGGGCGAUCAACUACGUUCUUCUUCCCGCCAUCUUUGCUACCAAUACUUGGUCUGCCCUCGGUUAUACAAGCUGGUGCAAUGUCGCUGACUCUUUGACUCAGGUACUCCCAGAACUUCCCAUUCAUCUCACAGAACUUGUGCGUGGUUCUGUAAUCCAAAAUGGAACCAUCUACGAUCAGAAUUUGAUCCUCACUUCCGAUCAAAGUCUCAACAAGACAGCAUACGCAGAGGUUGGCCAACCGUGGCAGAGCGGUUCCACCGUCAUCUAUAACCUCGGUGUCAACUUGUCUAUAGGCGCUACCUUUGUCCAUAUCGGCCUGUGGCACGGGAAGGAGCUUUGGGAAGCGUUCAUGGACUAUUUCCAUGGCAAGACACCCGCAGAUCUGCAUUACCAGAAGAUGAAGGCAGGGGAUAUUCUUACUCGUAUCUACAAGGAGGUCCCGUUGUGGUGGUAUGGUUGUAUUACCCUUGGCGCAUUCAUCACAGCGAGUAAGGUUCCUCUAUAUUUCACCCUGUGGCGUUUGCGUAACACGAUCCGUGUACAGUGGUGUGCGCAUACACUGAGCGAUCUGGGUAAAUCCAUCCCCAAGGUUUUCCUUCGUGCUUUAACCAUUCUCGCACGCAGAUUGCCAUGGUGGGCCCUGAUAAUUGCUCUGUUGUUUGCUGCCAUGAUCCUGCCAUUCUACGGCGCGAUGCAAGCGGUGGCAGCCUGGGUGCCCGGAAUUACCAACCUUUUCCAGAUCUUCGCUUCUGCGUUGAUCCCUGGGUCGUCCCAAGCCAAUAUGUACUUCGAGUUGUAUUCCAGCCAGUCCCUCAUUCAGGCGGCGAGUAUGCUGAGUGAUCUCAAGCUGGGGCAAUACACGAAACUACCUCCUAGAGUGACAUUCUCAGUACAAGUCGCGGGUACCGUCGUCGGCGCUCUGCUCAACUAUGUGAUCAUGCAAACCGUUGUUCGUAACGAGCGCACUAUCCUGCUGAGCAACGAAGGCACGCGUGUUUGGAGCGGACAGCAGAUCCAAUCGUACAAUGCCAACGCUGUGCUAUGGGGCGCGCUCGGAAAAGAGAUCUAUGGUUCUGGUGGCCCGUACUUCAUCGUUCCGCUGGGCAUCGUCAUCGGACUUGCCUUGCCUGUUAUCCCGUGGCUUCUAUAUAAGAAAUACCGCUGGUCCUGGAUAUUGCACGUGAAUACGGCAGUACUAGCUGCAUGUAUCGGUGACCUGGCCGGUGGUACCAAUGGGUAUAUCAAUACUUGGAUGCUGAUUGGGCUCACUUCCCACUUCUACAUCCGCAAGUACCGGGCUGGUUGGUUCCGAAAGUACAAUUACUUACUGGGCGCAGCCGUGGAUGGUGGCUCUCAAGUCUUCGUCUUCAUCUUCUCGUUUGCGCUUGCAGGUGCCGGAGGCGUCACCGUGGAUAUCCCCUUCUGGGCAUUGAAUCCCGAUGGCAAUGCGGACUAUUGCAAGGUCACUCAGCAAGAAGGUUGA
This is a messenger RNA of Postia placenta MAD-698-R-SB12, 2517 nucleotides long. RefSeq lists its product as hypothetical. The coding region runs from base 1 to 2517 and encodes 838 amino acids. The record is from RefSeq and is a predicted model, not a curated record. The transcript is spliced from 36 exons. Gene Ontology annotation, biological process: transmembrane transport. Gene Ontology annotation, molecular function: oligopeptide transmembrane transporter activity. NCBI's taxonomy places the organism in Eukaryota, Fungi, Basidiomycota, Agaricomycetes, Polyporales, Adustoporiaceae.